AUGGUCCCUACUGGCAGCUGGGUGCGAGAAACAGAGAAAAUACAGACACCAGAAGGGGCGCCUCGUGCCCAAGCCGUAGAAGCAGAGGACCGCUGUCGCACGCGAAGUGCACGGUUGCAGCAGCAGGAGCAGCAGCAGCAGCAGGAGCAGCAGCAGCAGCAGGGGGGCGGGUCGGGGAUGCAGAGGCAGUUUUCUUUGCGGCAGCAGCUGCUGCGCAGUCGGCAGCAGCAGCACGUGCAGCACGAUGACGCCGAAGGGCAGCAGCAGCAGCAAGUGCAGCAGGAAGAUGAGGGGGAGCAGCAGCAGCUGCAGCAGCAGCAGGAAGAGGAGGGCGAGGCAUAUGAAGAGGACGCCGCGGGGGGAGCAGCCGCAGCAGCGGCAGCCGCAGCUACGCGCUACAGUCUGCGGGCAAAGCGGCACAAGAAGGAAGUGUUUCACGCGGAUCUGCUCGCAAAGAAGACGUACAGACCGCUUGCAGCGGCUGCGAGGAGCGGGAAGGAGGGAGGCAGUGGAGGGGGGGGAGCGUGCGAGGGAGAAGACAGCGGGGGAGAAGCACUCGAGGCGGCAGGAGAAGCGCUUGCAGCAGAGGGAGAGGCUCAGGCACUGCUGCCCGCAGCAGACGACUCGGAGGGGGAACUGCUCCUGCUGGAUGGCGAGACGGCAGCAGCAGCAGCAGCAGCAGCAGCAGCAGCAGCAGCAGCAGAAGCAGCAGCAGCAGCAGCAGCAGCAGAAGGCGGCUGCGGCCCCUGGAAACGGCGGGGGGGCCCCGGGAGGCCCCGGCUGCAUCCCUUGGGGCCCCGUGGCGCCAACAGUUCUUACACGGUGCCUCUGCCUUCUGCUCUUCAAGACUUGAAGAUCAAGCUGUACAAGGAUCCGUGCGUCGUGGAGAAGGCUGCGCCUUUCCUGUCAGCAGCCCAAGCAGCAGCAGCAGCCCAAGCAGCAGCAGCAGAACGACAAUGCGAAAAGGACAGCGUCGCAGACUGA
This is a messenger RNA of Cyclospora cayetanensis, 984 nucleotides long. RefSeq names its product centrosomal and chromosomal factor-like. The transcript is spliced from 4 exons. Bases 1 to 984 code for a protein of 327 amino acids. The record is from RefSeq and is a predicted model, not a curated record. NCBI's taxonomy places the organism in Eukaryota, Apicomplexa, Conoidasida, Eucoccidiorida, Eimeriidae.